AUGUCCUCAGAAUCUGAUAUUCAUGCCUUUGUCGACAAAUACAAAACUCUGCUACUUGAAGAACGCAAUGAAGAGAUUGAGCGAAGCUCGCUCUCACUCUCAAAUUGUGGCCCCAAAUUGCUGGAACUCAAAGGACUGGCCUUGGGCGGUUUGGGCGUUGUAGAGAUGAAUAUCGGACUCGGUGGUAAAACUCUUGUGGAAUUGGAGCGCCCCCUAGCCCAUCAUACGACGCCGAGCUUUCCUCCUCAUACCUUCAGGCCAGGAGACUUGGCCAGGAUAGAGGCAAAUGCUUCAUCUAAUGCCUCCACGAAGAAACCGAAGAAAGCCACUGCACCAAGUGAUGCGAAAGCAGUCGAAGGUGUCGUAUACAAGGUCUCAGACACCCGGAUCGUGAUAGCAGUUGAUCAGUCGGAUGCAUCAGACGACAUCGACUUGCCUCAAGUCUGCCGUGUCCUGAAAUUAGCAAACAGCGUGACAUAUGAUCGGAUGAGCAAAGCACUCGAAACAUUAGAAAAGACUGCCACUGACCCGAAAUACAGCGCCAAUAGAACUCGGUUGACGGAAGUACUUCUGGGCAUCACGCAGCCCUCGAAGCCUCUUCCUCUCCCUGGCAUCACGUUUUUCGACGAGUCGCUUAAUGAAAGCCAAAAGACAGCGGUGAGAUUCACCUUGGAAGCCCCGGAGGUGGCGUGCAUACACGGGCCACCGGGCACUGGCAAAACGCACACUCUGAUCGAAAUCAUCCGCCAAUUGACUUCGGUCUCACCUGCGAAUCCCAAGCCGCAACGGCUGCUGGUCUGUGGUGCGUCAAACCUGUCGGUCGAUAAUAUACUGGAACGGCUGCUUGCGCUGCCUGCGGUGGAUAAAGGCGAGAAGUUGAAGGUGACGAGAGUUGGCCAUCCGGCGCGGGUGAUGGCACACCAGGGUGUCCUAGAAACCACGUUGGACGCCAAGGCAGGACGGUCGGAGCAGGCCGCGCUCGCUAAGGACAUCAAGAACGAAAUUGACGCGGCCAUGGGGGUCCUCACAGGCAAGGGCAAGGGCGUGAAAGGCAAAGGCCCCCGCGGCGCUGAACGAAAGAAGCUCUGGGAAGAAGUCAAGGCGUUGCGGAAAGAGUAUCGCCAGCGCGAAGGGGGCGUUGUGAAGUCUGUUCUCGGGGAAUCGCAGGUUGUGCUCGCCACUUGCCAUUCCUCGGGCGGAAGACAGCUGAACAACCAGCAAUUUGACGUCGUUCUGAUCGAUGAGGCCACCCAGGCUUUGGAAGCGGUGUGCUGGAUCCCGAUUUUCAAAGCCAAGAAAUUGAUCCUUGCGGGUGACCCGAUGCAAUUGCCACCCACCAUCCUCUCGAUCAACGCACAUGAAAAAUCGAAGACUCAGGCUGCUAAGAGCAGCGGCUCGACCGCCUCAAAGACCGUAUCUAAGGCAUCUCCUAAGCCUGAGAACGACAAUUCAGACAUAAGCGAUGACUCUGAACUUUCAGAUGACGCGGAAUCAAGUCGUACCACGCAAGUCGCCUCCAGCACCGCUGCGGCCAAAGGUCGAAAGGCCUCACCCGUGAUUCGUCCACCUCGGACACUUGAGACUACACUAUUCGAUCGGUUGGAAAAGAUGUACGGCUCGAAGAUCAAGCGCAUGUUGACUAUUCAGUACCGAAUGCACGAACAAAUGUGUACUUUCCCAUCCAAGAUGCUCUACCAUUCCAAAUUGAAGUCGCACUCCUCGGUGGCAGGCCAUCUAUUGCUCGACCUUCCGAAUACACACGCGGAUUCAGAGGAAGAUGAAAAGGAUGUUCUCGCCACGCCCGUGAUCUUCUUCGACACCUCCGGUUGCGAGUAUUACGAACGUGUCGAUGGAGAGGGUGAUGAAGGCAGCCGAUCGAACGAAAAUGAAGCAAUGGUCGUCAAACAGUGGGUGGACAAGCUGGUUUCGGCCGGCGUACUCCCAGAGCAGAUAGCCGUCAUUACACCAUAUCAAGCUCAAGUCACUCUUCUCUCCACGCUACUUCGACCUGUCCACGGGCAGUCGCUCGAGAUCGGGACAGUGGAUGGCAUGCAGGGCCGAGAGAAAGAGGCUGUGGUCAUCAGUCUGGUCAGAAGCAAUGACAAGAGAGAAGUCGGGUUUCUGAAAGAGAAACGCAGGCUAAACGUUGCGAUGACUCGAGCGAAGCGAAGUUUAUGCGUCGUGGGUGAUUCGUCAACUAUUUGCCACGGCGGUGCUUUUCUGAAGAAAUGGCUCACGUGGUUAGAAGCUAAUGCUGACGUACGAUACGGUGGUCUGGACUAA
Messenger RNA from Pleurotus ostreatus (oyster mushroom), 2283 nucleotides. RefSeq lists its product as uncharacterized. Gene Ontology annotation, molecular function: 5'-3' DNA helicase activity; RNA binding; ATP hydrolysis activity. Lineage: Eukaryota; Fungi; Basidiomycota; Agaricomycetes; Agaricales; Pleurotaceae. Bases 1 to 2283 code for a protein of 760 amino acids. The record is from RefSeq and is a predicted model, not a curated record. The transcript is spliced from 16 exons.